Messenger RNA from Nicotiana attenuata, 843 nucleotides. Its product is annotated as protein PLANT CADMIUM RESISTANCE 2-like. The record is from RefSeq and is a predicted model, not a curated record. Bases 77 to 652 code for a protein of 191 amino acids. NCBI's taxonomy places the organism in Eukaryota, Viridiplantae, Streptophyta, Magnoliopsida, Solanales, Solanaceae. The transcript has 4 exons.
UUAGUCAAAUACUCCACUUUCUUUUAUCCAAACCAAGAAUUCUCAGCUCCCUCAUUUCUUCAUUUCUGAAAUCAUUAUGAAUUCUUCAACAAGUUCAAGUGAUCAAUACCACAAGUUUUCAUCUUCAUAUGGCGACGAAACUCCGCCGCCGCAGACCGGUGUUCCGGUCAGCUCUAAAGGCCAGUUGUACGUGGAGUCCGUCGAUCCGCCGCUGGCCAUGUAUCGGAAAAAGAGGAAUCAUGUUCCAUGGUCAACUGGUUUAUGUGACUGUAUGUCCGACCCCAAGAAUUGUUGCGUAACUUUCUGGUGUCCAUGCAUCACUUUUGGACAGAUAGCUGAGAUCAUUGACAAGGGUUCUAAUUCUUGUGGAAUAAGUGGAGCACUAUACGCAAUAAUAAUAUGUGUGACUGGUUGUCCAUGUUUUUACUCUUGUUUCUAUCGUUCCAAGAUGAGACAACAAUACUUAUUGAAAGAAAGCCCUUGUGGUGAUUGCUUGGUCCACUGUUUCUGUGAAGCUUGUGCCUUAUGUCAAGAGUAUCGAGAGCUCAAAAAUCGUGGAGUUGAUAUGUCCAUUGGUUGGCAUGGAAAUGUGGAGAGGCAAAAUCGUGGACUGAUUAUGCCACCAACAGUUGAAGGAGGAAUGAGUAGAUAGAGGAAUGUGAAAUGCCAGAGAGGGUUCAAUAGGGAUUUGUAAUCUAAUAUAUUAAGUGAAUAUUAUAGGGAAGGGAUUGUGAGUGCUAAGAUUUGUAAUAUAAUGUUGUACAUGUUUAUUAAUGCUAGUGACUUUGUGACAUACUUUGUAUUCAAUUGCAAUUACUAAAUCUUUACAGCGUGUAUUAUAUA